AUGAUGGAUCAGAUAAAUAGUGCCAUUGUUGAUGAUAUUUACCAAAUUAUCGGAUUCCCACUCCGCAAGACGGGCCUAGGCUGGCAGGACCCUACCCCAGAAUUGGGCGUUAUUGCGGCUGGAAUUACGACAAUUGCCAAUAUCCACACACAUUAUGCAUCUCCAGCGGGAUCUCUCAGCCUCAGCCAAUUGAUAUGA
Penicillium vulpinum is the source of this 198-nucleotide messenger RNA. RefSeq lists its product as uncharacterized. The coding region runs from base 1 to 198 and encodes 65 amino acids. The record is from RefSeq and is a predicted model, not a curated record. NCBI's taxonomy places the organism in Eukaryota, Fungi, Ascomycota, Eurotiomycetes, Eurotiales, Aspergillaceae. The transcript has a single exon.